AUGGGUCUUUCUCAAAAGCUGGUUCUCGCUCUUACCGGUUGUGUAUCCAAUUCUCCUGGCAUUCCAAACAUCUUUCUUCUAAAGUUACAACCUACGAAUAAGGAUUCAGCAGUCACGGAAACACUCCAAGUUCGGAUUGGCUAUUUCGGGAUGUGCCUUGGAGAAUCCCAAAAUCUGACGUGCUUUCCCGGAUCGAGCGAAAUCGACCAAUUCUUCCAGUCCCAUGUCAACGGAAGUGCCACGGAUAAUUCUUCGUCUAAGCGUAUGGUCUCCAUCGCUGGGGUUCUUCAAUCGAAAAUCUUCGUCUGCCUUUUCGCAGCUGCUGGCGUUUCGUUUUUCGUCGGUCUAAUAUUCCUGGUGUUACUGAAACACAAUCUGAAAGAUCGAAAGAACCCCUUCUUGUCUCUUCGCCGCUUCUACAAACAAGCAACGGUUGCUGCUAUAUGGUUCUCUGCUGCACUAGCUCUAGCAGGAAACAGCGCAGUAUUACAGACCUCAGGAGCAUUGCAGUACUUCACCACCUCCGUGGAAACUUAG
This is a messenger RNA of Mytilinidion resinicola, 537 nucleotides long. RefSeq lists its product as uncharacterized. The record is from RefSeq and is a predicted model, not a curated record. Gene Ontology annotation, cellular component: membrane. The transcript is spliced from 3 exons. Bases 1 to 537 code for a protein of 178 amino acids. Lineage: Eukaryota; Fungi; Ascomycota; Dothideomycetes; Mytilinidiales; Mytilinidiaceae.